CCAUCACUUUACUUUCUCAGUUCGCUGUCGUUUUUAUAACCCACCUAACCCAUACAGAAUCGCAGAAGAACUGAAAACCACACUGCGAGAAGGCUAUUUUCUCCUGGACGUCAGUUGUCAAAUACAUUUCCUUCUCUCUCUCUCUCUCGAUCGAUCACGAUCUUCAUCUAAUUAUUACUUUCCACGCCAUGGCCUGUGCGAGCUUCGCUAAACUAAACGCAGCGUCCUCCUCUUGGAUCGGCCAACAGUCCUUUGGUCAGCGUCCUGGGUAUUCCUCAACUCUUCUUACCACUCGCCGAGUCUCGCUCCCGAUCCGUGCCAGCUCUUACAAGGACGAGCUUGUUCAAACUGCUAAAUCUAUUGCAUCACCUGGUCGAGGGAUCCUAGCCAUUGAUGAAUCAAAUGCAACUUGUGGGAAGAGGUUGGCAUCUAUUGGCUUAGACAACACUGAGGUCAACAGACAAGCAUACAGACAACUGUUGCUGACCACUCCUGGCCUUGGUGAAUACAUUUCUGGUGCCAUUCUUUUUGAGGAAACACUCUACCAGUCUACAACUGAUGGAAAGAAGUUUGUAGACUGCUUGCAUGAUGAGAAUAUUGUACCUGGCAUCAAAGUUGACAAGGGUUUGGUACCUCUUCCAGGAUCAAACAAUGAGUCUUGGUGCCAAGGCUUGGAUGGCUUGGCCUCAAGAUCUGCUGAGUACUACAAGCAAGGUGCACGUUUUGCCAAAUGGAGGACAGUUGUCAGCAUUCCCUGUGGUCCUUCUGCUUUGGCUGUUAGGGAAGCUGCAUGGGGACUUGCACGUUAUGCUGCCAUUUCUCAGGACAAUGGUCUUGUACCCAUAGUUGAACCUGAGAUUCUUCUUGAUGGGGAUCAUGGAAUUGAGAGAACACUUGAAGUUGCAGAAAGGGUCUGGGCAGAAGUCUUUUACUACUUGGCAGAAAACAAUGUUGUGUUUGAAGGUAUCCUGCUUAAGCCCAGCAUGGUAACGCCAGGAGCCGAACACAAAGAGAAGGCCUGUCCUGAGACCAUAGCAAAAUACACACUCACAAUGCUUAAGAGAAGAGUGCCACCUGCAGUUCCUGGAAUCAUGUUUUUGUCGGGAGGACAGUCUGAAGUGGAAGCAACCCUUAACCUCAAUGCAAUGAACCAAUGCCCCAACCCGUGGCAUGUGUCCUUCUCAUAUGCACGUGCACUGCAAAACACUGUGCUUAAGACAUGGCAAGGGCGUCCAGAGAAUGUGGAAGCUGCACAGAAGGCACUUUUGGUGCGUGCCAAGGCAAAUUCCCUGGCCCAGCUUGGAAAGUAUUCUGCCGACGGUGAAAGCGAGGAAGCUAAGAAGGGAAUGUUCGUCAAGGGCUAUACCUAUUAAGCAGCAUUUCAAGGAUGAAAAUGCUUCUUGACUUAUAUUACAGUGUAUUUUAUAUUUUCUUUUGGUUCUUCUUACACGUUAGUUGUGCUUGGUGAGGAAAUGUAGCAUUAGAUAAGCCUUUUAAUUUUCUUUCCCCCUAGUCUUGAAGACUAGAGGCUUGAAUAAUACAUGUGGAAAGAAAGAAAAGUUUUUACCUAUGAAGAGGUGGGUUUAGUGAGAGAAAGGAUAUGUAUUCUUAUUUUCAUAACUAUUUUUCUGGAAAUUUCUUGAGGACGUUUGAUGACGCCUAUUUUAUUUUAAUUGGUGAUUGCCAUUAAGUCUA
This is a messenger RNA of Hevea brasiliensis (rubber tree), 1695 nucleotides long. Its product is annotated as fructose-bisphosphate aldolase 3, chloroplastic. Gene Ontology annotation, biological process: glycolytic process; fructose 1,6-bisphosphate metabolic process. The record is from RefSeq and is a predicted model, not a curated record. The transcript has 6 exons. Bases 189 to 1373 code for a protein of 394 amino acids. Gene Ontology annotation, cellular component: cytosol. Gene Ontology annotation, molecular function: fructose-bisphosphate aldolase activity. NCBI's taxonomy places the organism in Eukaryota, Viridiplantae, Streptophyta, Magnoliopsida, Malpighiales, Euphorbiaceae.